AUGGCACCUUCCGCAAUCACACCCACCGAAGAAUAUAAGUUUACACACGAAGACUACAAGUCUAUCGAACCUGCUCUUGGUAGGCUCGAUAAUCAUGGCGUCCUGCUUGGCAAACAGUUGAAAGGGGAGGCUUUGAAGAGCCGUGUUGAGGCUGUUGAUCCUGAUACCUGCGAUGUUGGUGACGAAGAUGCCUUCUUCGUCGCUGACUUGGGCGAGGUCUACCGCCAGCACCUUCGCUGGAAGAAGAACUUGGGCCGUGUCAAGCCCCAUUAUGCGGUCAAGUGCAACCCUGACCCCCAGGUCCUUCGCCUCCUGUCCGAGCUGGGCCUAGGCUUCGACUGCGCUUCCAAGAAUGAGAUUGAGACGGUCCUGAAGAUGGGUGUUGAUCCCUCUCGCGUCAUAUAUGCUCAGCCAUGCAAGACGAAGGGCUACCUCCGCUAUGCCACCAAUGCCGGAGUCAAGCAGAUGACUUUCGACAACGCCGACGAGCUCUACAAGACCAAACAGAUCGCUCCUGAUGCCGAGCUCUACCUCCGCAUCCUGACCGACGAUUCUGCUAGCUUGUGCCGCCUGAGCCAGAAAUUCGGUGCCUCCAUGGACACCACGGGCGAGCUUCUUGAGCUUGCGAAGAAGCUUGAGCUCAACGUCGUGGGCGUGGCUUUCCACGUUGGCUCUGGAGCCUCUGACCCGAAGGCAUUCAUCAAGGCCGUUCAAGACGCGCGAUUCGUCUUCGACCAAGCCGCUGCCCUAGGCUUCAACAUGCACACCCUCGAUGUCGGCGGCGGCUUCACCGGAGACAAGACCUUUGAGCCUAUGGCCGCAGUCCUCUCCGCCUCCCUGGACGAGUACUUCCCGCCGCACGUCCGUAUCAUUGGCGAGCCAGGCCGCUACUUCGUGUCCACGGCGUUCACCCUCGCGUGCCACGUUAUUGCGCGCCGCACCGUUGCCGACGCCACGCUCGGUACCACGUCCUACAUGCUUUACAUGAACGAUGGCGUCUACGGCAACUUCUCGAGCAUCAUCUUCGACCAUCAGCACCCUGUGCCGCGCGUGCUGAAGAACGGAAACGACAUCUUGUACGAUGCUCGUCGCUCGGGCUACGAUACGCCGUCCAUGGUCGAGUACUCGAUCUGGGGUCCGACUUGCGAUGGCAUCGAUGUCAUCUCGUCCUCGUGCACAUUCCCAGAGAUCCUGGAUGUUAAUGACUGGCUGUACUUCGAGGAUAUGGGGGCCUACACGAAGUGCUCUGCGACCCGCUUCAAUGGCUUCACCGAUAACCACGAUGUGGUGUACGUGUGCAGCGAGCCGGGUGCUAGCGCUCUGCUGGGUCUUUGA
Molecule: messenger RNA, 1335 nt
Organism: Didymosphaeria variabile
Lineage: Eukaryota; Fungi; Ascomycota; Dothideomycetes; Pleosporales; Didymosphaeriaceae
Gene: SPE1
Product: Ornithine decarboxylase
Exons: 2
Coding region: 1-1335 (444 amino acids)
Cellular component (GO): cytoplasm
Molecular function (GO): ornithine decarboxylase activity
Source: RefSeq, a predicted model, not a curated record